AUGGCAUAUGUAAAUAGAUUUAUUACGAAUUGUAGACUUAAAAAGAAUAAGUAUAAACGGAAGUUUGGACCACUUACAACACAAGAAUUAGAUCAAGCUUUUAAAGUAUUGAUAGUAAUUGCACAAAAACAAUCUUUCCAAUUAGAUUAUAAGAAUCUUGUCAAUUCUAAAUCGCUCAGUAAAGAGAGCAGAAUUUUAUGUUUAAAUCCUUUUAUGGAUAAUUCGAAAAUUAUGCGAGUAAGCGGUCGAUUAAAAAACACAAAUUAUUCAUUUGAUAAAAUUCAUCCUAUAAUAUUAUGCCCAAAACAUAAAUUAACUACGUUAAUAUUGCAUCAAGAGCAUCACCGAUUACUUCACUGUGGUGCUCAACAACUUCUCGCAAGUAUUAGAGAACGAUUUUGGCCAAUUUCUGGACGUAACGCUUGUAAAGAAAUUAUUCGGAAAUGA
This is a messenger RNA of Ctenocephalides felis (cat flea), 447 nucleotides long. RefSeq lists its product as uncharacterized. Lineage: Eukaryota; Metazoa; Arthropoda; Insecta; Siphonaptera; Pulicidae. Bases 1 to 447 code for a protein of 148 amino acids. The transcript has a single exon. The record is from RefSeq and is a predicted model, not a curated record.